Messenger RNA from Gymnodraco acuticeps, 978 nucleotides. It is a transcript of the gene smim19, whose product is annotated as small integral membrane protein 19. NCBI's taxonomy places the organism in Eukaryota, Metazoa, Chordata, Actinopteri, Perciformes, Bathydraconidae. The record is from RefSeq and is a predicted model, not a curated record. The transcript has 3 exons. Bases 165 to 482 code for a protein of 105 amino acids.
AGCUACCCGGAAACAGAAAAAGACGAAGAAGGCGGAUGUGGCGUUGUGUUUACGCCGUUAACACUCAGAGCAUCCUUGGUUGAGUGAUAGAGAUAAUAAAGCGGCAUUAGAAGUAUUUCUGUUUCACAUUUACUGCAUCAUUUGGGAGUAGCUGCUGUAUUUCCAUGGGGGGUCACGGGGGUGUGGGGAACGAGCCCGAGACCAUUGACUACUCUGUGCACGAAGCCUGGAAUGAGGCCACCAAUGUUUACCUGCUGGUGAUCCUGGUCAGCUUCGGCCUGCUCAUGUACGCCAGAAAAAACAAGAGGAAGAUCAUGCGUAUCUUCGCCCUGCCUCCCACCGUUGGCAGCAGCCCGGAGCCAAACUUCUACGACAGCCUGCAGAAGGUCCGCCUGCGGCAGCAACUGGAGAUGUACUCUAUGGCUAGAAAAUUUGAUCAGCAGCAAGGCCAGACGGACAGUGUGCAGCUCUCCAUGGAAUGAUAUCAGGAAGAGACUCAUCGCUUUCUGUCAGAGUAAACACUCCUGCGUCUGCGAGCCCUCGGGGGCGUUAAUAGGAAAGGAUUUCGAUGACUGACAUGAUCAGAGAUGGCUGAAAAGCGGCUGCUACUGCCAUUCUGAUGGCUUCUGGUUUGCUCCUUUUCCUCAAGUGUCUUCAUUCCCCUUCUGUUGUCUCCUUUCCGUGUGUUAGGCAUUGAGAAGGCACAUCUGGGUUUAUGAAGAAGCAGCAGAGACUCUAACCUUGAUUGACGAAUGAUGAACCUGUAACUGAAGCAGAUUUAAUAAAGAUACUUUCUGUAUCGCAUGAGAUUUAUAAAAAACAUAUGUUUUUCUUUUGCACAUUAGAGAUUAUUUUAAACUAACAUAGGUUGUAGUUGGUUUCCAUUGUUUUUUGUUACUUCUAUUAAAUGUUUUGCAUCAACUGCAUAGUAAAGUAAACAUUUUGAAAUGUGAAAAUAAAAUGGCACACAAACUAACA